Nanorana parkeri is the source of this 930-nucleotide messenger RNA. Its product is annotated as olfactory receptor 10A7-like. The record is from RefSeq and is a predicted model, not a curated record. Lineage: Eukaryota; Metazoa; Chordata; Amphibia; Anura; Dicroglossidae. Gene Ontology annotation, cellular component: membrane. Gene Ontology annotation, biological process: G protein-coupled receptor signaling pathway. The transcript has a single exon. Gene Ontology annotation, molecular function: G protein-coupled receptor activity; olfactory receptor activity.
AUGGGUUAAAGAAACGAAACACAGCCAUCUGAAUUCCUUCUUCUUGGACUGUCGACAUAUGGUCAGCCAUUGCUUUUUGUUAUAUUUCUAAUCAUUUAUUUUGUAACCUUGAUGGGCAAUACAUUGAUCGUUGUGACAGUGACUAUAGAUGCUCAGCUUCAGUCUCCUAUGUAUUUUUUCCUGCGGAGCUUGUCUCUUACAGAAAUUUUCUACAUAUCGGUGACAGUCCCCCGAAUGCUCAGAGACUUCUUAAAUUUAAACAAAACAAUAUCUUUCCUGGGUUGUGCUUCCCAGCUUUACUUUUUCUGUUUUCUUGGUACCACUGAGUGCUUCCUGCUUGCAUUUAUGGCAUAUGACCGAUAUGUAGCUAUCUGUCAUCCUCUUCAUUACAUGACCAUAAUGACCAAAGCUAAGUGCUUAGAGUUGUCACUAGGCUCAUGGCUCUCUGGGAUUUUAUUGUCAUUAGUCCAGAUUUCCUAUGUUUUUAGCCUGCCGUUCUGUUCUUCCAAUAUCAUUGACCAUUUCUUCUGUGAUAUUCUUCCAGUGGUAAAGCUAGCUUGUGCUAACACUUUUGCUAAUGAGAUAGCUAUUUUAAUAUAUAGCUCUCUAGUUAUACCUCUGCCAUUCCUGCUUAUUCUGGUGUCCUACAUACAUAUUAUUACUGCUAUAUUAAGAAUACCUUCAAGCAUGGGUAGAAAGAAAGCAUUUUCAACAUGUGGGUCUCAUCUGACAUCUGUAACUUUAUUCUACGGAACAGCUACAAUAACUUAUCUCAAGACGAAAUCUACAAAAACAUAUGGAGGGUCAAAAAUUAUUUCUCUCCUCUAUAUUGUAUUUAUUCCAAUGCUUAAUCCUCUAAUAUAUAGCUUGAGAAAUUCAAUAAUUAAAAAUGCCAUGAAAAGACUUAUAAAAUAUAACAAGGCUCCCUAA